Tachyglossus aculeatus (Australian echidna) is the source of this 2054-nucleotide messenger RNA. RefSeq names its product pleckstrin (gene PLEK). NCBI's taxonomy places the organism in Eukaryota, Metazoa, Chordata, Mammalia, Monotremata, Tachyglossidae. Bases 29 to 1081 code for a protein of 350 amino acids. The transcript has 9 exons. The record is from RefSeq and is a predicted model, not a curated record. Gene Ontology annotation, biological process: intracellular signal transduction; actin cytoskeleton organization. Gene Ontology annotation, cellular component: plasma membrane.
ACCAGAGUGCAGAGAGGAUUGGGCAGACAUGGAGCCGAAGCGCAUCAGAGAAGGCUACCUCGUGAAAAAGGGAAGUAUGUUUAAUACCUGGAAGGCCAUGUGGGUCGUGCUACUCGAAGAUGGGAUUGAAUUCUACAAGAAGAAAAGUGACAAUAGUCCUAAAGGAAUGAUUCCUUUAAAAGGGAGCAGUCUGCACAGCCCCUGCCAGGAGUUUGGUAAAAGAAUGUUCGUGUUUAAGAUCUCCAUGCCCAAGCAGCAGGACCACUUCUUCCAAGCCGCAUACCUGGAGGAGAGAGAUGGUUGGGUGAGAGACAUUAAGAAGGCAAUUAAAUGCAUUGAAGGAGGCCAGAAGUUUGCCAGAAAAUCCACGAGACGAUCCAUCCGGCUGCCAGAAACAGUUGACUUGAGUGCCCUGUAUUUGUCCAUGAAGGAUGCUGAUAAAGGAGUGAAAGAAAUGAAACUGGAGAAGGAAAAGAAGGUGUUCAAUCACUGCUUUACAGGUAACUGUGUGAUCGAUUGGCUGCUAUCCAACAAUUCAGUCCGGAAUCGCCAGGAGGGCCUCAUGAUAGCAUCCUCCCUGCUCAGUGAAGGCUUCCUGCAGCCUGCUGGGGAUCUAUCCAAGAAUGCAGCUGAAGGGAUUGCGGAAACCCCUUUCCUGGAUAACCCGGAUGCCUUGUACUACUUUACUGAUAGCGGGUUCUUCUGUGAAGAUAAUUCAAGUGAUGAUGAUGUGGUUCUGAGAGAAGAAUUCAGAGGAGCUAUCAUCAAGCAGGGAUGUUUACUGAAGCAGGGACAUCGGCGGAAAAACUGGAAAGUGAGAAAGUUUGUCCUGAGGGAGGAUCCUGCGUAUCUGCACUACUACGAUCCAGCAGGGGGAGAAGAUCCCCUUGGAGCAAUUCACCUGAGAGGAUGUGUGGUAACUGCGGUGGAAGAUUCUCCAGAUGCCAAGAAGAAUGAGGACAGCAACCUCUUCGAGAUCAUCACAGCCAGUGAGGUUCACUAUUUCCUACAAGCGGCCACCCCCAAGGAGCGCACAGAGUGGAUUAAAGCCAUCCAGGCCGUGUCUCGGACAGGGAAAUGAACUUUUUAGCCAUUUGCCCCAAGGAAAUUCUAUCGUAUCCCCCAAACAAGCCCUCUCUCAAGAGCAGCCAUGAAAGUGGGGGCAGAAUUUCCAUGGCAAUUCUGAAUGUAAGCAACGUAUUCUCAGAAGUGAAUGGAGAAGACUAUUUACUGCUCAGUAUCUGUCACCCUUCCUACUUAGACAGUGAGCCCUACAUGGGAAAGGGACUGUGUCCAACCUAUUUAACUUCUAACGGCGCUUAAAACAGUGCUUGCCACACAGUAAGCUCUUAACAAAUACCAUAAUUACUAAUAUUAGGGAUGAUUUGAAUGUCCUAGCAAGAGUUUACUGAUCUUCAGCAUUGCUUCCGUUUAUUUGUCUUUAUCUUCACUAGCAUAUCUUGUAAAGAUAUCUGAGUAAAGUCAAUAUUUCAGGUUCUUUUCCAUUGUAAAUUUUUUAAAUAUCCUAUCUGUGCUAGGCCACAACACUCAAUUGCCUUUAACUGUGCUAGACUCAAUGAGGAUAUUUCUCAUUAAAGCAGCAUCACAGUAGAUUACAAUUACAUUCAUGAGACCCCCACCCUGCUUACUAGAAGAAACAAUGUAUUUGGUUGGGAAAGUGGUUAUUGGCAAGGCUCUGCUAAAGGACUGCCUUUCUUAGUCCAGUGGCUCUAGGCUUUUUUGGAUUAGAUUCUGCACCUUUGAACAAGCCAGAUUAUCUUUUCUCCCUCCUGUAAAGCGUCCUUUUUAUUUAAAAAUAUGUUAGUCGUGAGAUCUCCUUCUCGCUAUGCUUUUUCAGAGGGCUUUUCCUACCUUCUCCCUUUCCCUCCAAAGCCUCAGGUAGGUGAGAUCUACCUGGCAGCCCCCGACGGUAAAUAAAGUGGCAUUCUCAUCCUCUUCCCCCUUCUUGGACAUCUCUGGAGCACAGUGUAGUUGAAAGAAUACAGACCUGAGAGUCAGAGGACCUGGGUUUUAUUCCCAGUUCUACCACUUGC